Lolium rigidum is the source of this 5182-nucleotide messenger RNA. RefSeq names its product disease resistance protein Pik-2-like. Lineage: Eukaryota; Viridiplantae; Streptophyta; Magnoliopsida; Poales; Poaceae. The record is from RefSeq and is a predicted model, not a curated record. Gene Ontology annotation, molecular function: ADP binding. The transcript is spliced from 4 exons. Gene Ontology annotation, biological process: defense response to other organism. The coding region runs from base 162 to 3677 and encodes 1171 amino acids.
UUUCAAAAACUCAAUCACCAAAAGUCCAAAACUUUGCUGUUGGUAGCUGCUCUAGUGUUCCCCAUAAGAAUCCCAUCCCAAAGCUCUGCUAGAUACAGACCACACGGACACAGCGAUCAAUCACCCAACAAGCUAAGCAAGCAGCGACCGAGUCAGCAGCAAUGGCGGACCUCGCGGUCGGCCUGGCCAAAUCGGUGGUGGAGGGGGCGCUGACCAAGGCGCAGUCGGCCAUCGAGGAGGACUCCAGGCUCCGGCAGAGCGCGCAGCGGGACCUGGUGUUCAUCACCGGCGAGUUCCAAAUGAUGCAGUCCUUUCUGAAGCUCGCCGACGACGAGCGCGCGCGGAACAUCGUGGUGCGGACCUGGGUGCGGCAGAUCCGGGAGCUCGCCUACGACGUGGAGGACUGCAUCGAGUUCGUCCUCCACCUCGACAAGAAGUCCCAGUGGUGGCGCCGCAUGCUCCCGCCCUUCAUCGCGGCGGCCACGCAGCCGCUCGACGAGGCCAUCGCCGAGAUACGGCAGCUCAAGGCCCGGGUCGAGGAUGUGAGCUCCAGGAACGCGCGCUACAGCCUCAUCAGCGACUCCGGCUCCAAGCCCGCCGUCGUGCAGCAGCAGCCACCCGCGGCGGCGCGCGCCGCCAUGGGAGCCGCGGCGUUCAGCAUGCUCGUCGAGGCCACGGACAUCGCCAGACGGCAGCACGGGGAUCUCACCCAGCUCAUCCCCAAGAAGGACGACGGGCUCCAGGUGAUCUCGGUGUGGGGGACGGGCGGCGAUCUCGGGACGACAUCCAUCAUCAGGAAGGCGUACAACGACCCGGAGAUCUGCCAGAACUUCACCCGCCGCGCGUGGGUGAAGCUAACGCAUCCUUUCAAUCCCCACGAGUUCAUCCGGGGAUUGACUGCACAGUUCUAUGCAAACUCUUGCAUAGAAUUACACGAAGAAGCACUCAGAGGCGUCCUGACGAGGUCGGACGCCACCCAAGGCGAUUUUCUCAGCGAGUUCGUGCGGCAAGUCAACGAUGCGAGGUAUCUCAUCGUCUUGGAAAACCUGUCCACCAUGGCUGAGUGGGAUUCUAUCAGGACUUUUCUACCUGACAAGAAGAAUGGAAGCUGGAUCAUCGUGUCCACUCAGCAAUUCGAGAUAGCAAGCUUGUGCGUGGGACAUUCGUACCAAGUAUUGGAGCUGAAGCAGUUCUCUGCUGAGCACUCGGUUUAUGCCUUCAGAGAGGGAUCUCAAGGUGAUAGAGAGAAACACGAGGAGAUACCCGCUGAGCAUGGAGUGGGACCUGCCACAAUUCUCACCUCUAAAAAUAAUGCCGCUACUGCCUGGAUGAAAAAGAACUCCAUCAUUGGACGCGAGUCAGAAAUGAAUGAGCUUCGUGAAUAUACAACCAGGGCACGAUUUACCUCUUUGCAGGUUAUAUCUGUAUGGGGAAUAGCUGGUGUCGGGAAGUCAGCUCUUCUAAAAAAAUUCUUCUGCGACAGAAUUCGUACUAAUCUAUUUGUGAAAUAUGGUUGGGUGGAUGUAUCCCAUCCCUUCAAUUUAAGGGACUUCUCUAGGAGCUUACUUUUGGAUUUUCAUUCGGAAUCACUUCAAGACAAGGAGGCUGCUCACCAUGGAACGAUAAGGUUCAAAAACCCUAUUCAAGAGUGCCGUGAUCUUCUGGAACAACAUCAUUGCCUCGUCGUUAUUGACGAUCUUCAGUCCAAGGAAGAAUGGGACUUGAUAAAAGGUGCCUUGUUGUCUAGAUCCUCUGAAAGUAUUAUCAUUGUCAUUACGACUGAUUCAAGCAUCGCCACAUGUUGCGCGGAUAAGGAAGAGCUUGUGUUUAAUGUCAAAGGUCUUCAAGAUGAUGCAGCCUCUGAUCUCUUCCACCAGGAGGUGGAAAGGAUGAAGCCGUCGUCCACCUUGAAGAAUCUCAAAAAAGAGCCACUAGAGGAGCUUACUCUCAAGUGUGGCGGGCUUCCAGAAGUAAUAGUAGCCAUAGCUGGUGUAUUGGCCAAGAAGACAGUCACACUAAUGGAUACAGUGGAUUCUACCAAUGGCAAAUUCAUGCAUACAUUGGAAACCAACCCAGAGUACGACAGUCUACGAGGUCUAUUCGGUUGGAUGUAUUCCUACUUCCGUAGUUGCCCAGAUUCCCUCAAGCCUUGCAUAUUCUACAUGUCGCUUUUCCCCCGAGAUCACAGCAUUCGGCGGAGACGCGUGGUGAGGCGGUGGGUCGCAGAGGGCUACUGUCGGGAUAGUGAAGACAAAUCGGCAGAGCAAAAUGGGGAGGUGUUCUUCUCCAUGCUCCUCGAUCUGAGCAUAAUACAGGAACCGUCACAGCUAGUCAACACCACAGUGGGAGACACAAGGAUGAUCGCAUGCCGUGUCAAUGGCUUCAUCCGUGAAUACAUCGUCUCACGUCGGAUGGAGGAGAACCUUGUCUUUGAGCUGGAGGGCUCCUGCAACGUGACCACCCAACGAACCGGUCGUCACCUCAUCAUAAGGGAUAGCUGGGACAGGGACAAGAUUGUGUUUGAGAGCAUGGACUUCUCGAGGCUACGGUCAUUAACGGUAUUUGGGGAGUGGAAACAAUUCUUCAUCUCCGAAAGCAUGAAGCUGCUCAGGGUGCUUGAUCUAGAGGACGCAUCAGGCAUAAAUGAUGCGGAUCUCGAGCAGAUGUUGAAGCAACUCCGUCGUCUCAAGUUCCUCUCACUGCGCGGAUGUGGUGAGAUCCACCGUUUGCCAACCCCGUUUGGUCAUCUGCAGCAACUCCAGACUCUCGAUAUCAAACGCACCUCCAUUAUGAAGCUGCCAGGGAACAUCACCAAGCUGCAAAAAUUGCAGUAUAUCCGUGCCGGCACCUCCGUCCUGGCAGAGGAAUCAUUAACACCAUGUCUUUCAGUGCCCAAAUUCUGCAGAUCUCGUGGCCAAGUUGGUGUUGUGGUGCCUGGAGGGAUUGACAAACUGACAGCGUUGCACACGCUUGGUGUUGUCAACGUCGGUGCAUCAGGGGGGAAGGCCAUCCUUAAAGAGCUCGAAGAUCUGACCCAAUUGCGCAAGCUCGGAGUGUCUGGUAUCAACAUGAGAAAUAGCAAGAAGUUUUCCUCUGCAAUCUCAGGUCAUGUCCAUUUGGAAUCCUUAUCGGUGCAGCUGGACAAUGACAGUGAAUGUUGCUUGUCUGGCAUCAAAUUGCCUUUGAAGACACUGCAGAGUCUGAAACUGCAUGGGCCUGUAGAGAAGUUGCCAGUUUUGGAGGUCAGCGAGCUUAAAAAGCUGGUAAAAUUGGAUUUGGAAAUGACCACAUUGACAGAGACUGACAAAAGGCUCAUCGGGGGUCUACCCAAAUUAUGCACUCUUCGUAUCAAGCUGCUGCAAGAUAGUCAGCUCGGUUUUUGUAUCACAGAUACUCGAAGUGGCCUUGAGUUGCCCACUUAUGAAAAGGUCAAGGUCCUCGAGAUUGCUUCCUGCUCCAGCUUAGAAGUUACUUUUGGAGAAAACACAAUGAAAAGUCUUGAGCUGCUGAAGGUUCACUGCUGCAGUGGGUCUUCAGUGAAGUUCUCCGGCCUGGAUAAUCUAACUGAACUCAAGGUAGUCUUGCUUAAGGGUUGCUGUGACGACGAGCUGAAGGAAGAGCUGCGGACCCAACUCAACGGUCAUCCAAAGAAACCGACUCUGAAGCUGGAGGCAUAACCACGUUCGUCCUGAUGGAUACUGAUCUCUGAAUGAUAGAUACCUGCACCUUGGCCUAUUGUUGGAUUGGAUCAACGGCCUCCAUCUUGGGAUCUUGUGAGAACUCCUGUUUUUGGUAUGAAUCAUAUUUACUGCUUGUACUUGAUGUGAAACCAUGCAAUCUAGCUAUCAUGUGGCUCAGGGGUGAGCUGCAAGAGUUGACUUGAGGUAUGUGCUUGUACCAUUAAUUAAUUGUCUAGUUUUUGCAUCUUAGAGAAACAAGAAUUUGAGUUACUUUCCUCGUGGCUUUGCCUUGCAAGAUUAUAAAUUGCUGAUGUGAUGCAAUAAAUAUUAUCUCAGUGCAUAUACUUCUAAAGGAAAAAUACAUGAAAAAGAGUUACCUUGAGGUACCUGCAUUUCUAUUUUCUUCUUUGACAUGAUAAUUGGCAUGCAUCUUAGAUGAGCAUUGUUAGCAAAUUAGAAUUGUAUUAGCAAUUUGGUUUCGUCCAUUCUUAUCUGUAGAAAAAGAGUUACUAAUCCUGCUAAUGUGAGUUCUCUGAUUAUUAGAGUAUUUUGUCUCAAGCCUGCAUAUCGUGUCGAUAUUCUGAAAAUGCACAUGAAUCCUGAAUAGUAAUGCGCCAAUGCUCUGCAUCUGGAACUACUUUUAAAUGAAUAUUUAUGCAGCACGGACCUCAGUUUAAAUGUUAUUUAUUUCAUUUCGUGAGCAAGUAUCAAACCAGAGGCUUCAUAUAUUUUAUUUACUCCUCAUCAUAACGCUAUGCCAUGCAUGCAAUUAAGAUUUUGGUAGACGUUGACCUACAGAUUUUGAUAAUGAUCUAUGGUGUCUACAUUCCUAGCAGAUCUUUUUUUUGCAUUCCUAGCACAUUUUAUUUUGCUAUGUCAGGUUGGAUUAUUCAAUCUGUUCCUUUUAUUUUUCUGGUUAAUAUUAACAAGUGCUGUUGAGUUCAUUUGUUUAAGUACAUGGCUUAUAUAUUUAGUCAUGGAUGGUGCCGGCCUAGAGCUAGGUGAUAUGCUACUGAUGUUCGCAUAAUCGGAUCAUAUUGUGCAGUUUCUGUAAUGUAAUCACAGUUGAUAUGCUUUGGUUGGUUGACACUGGCCUGUAACAUACUUAACCUUGAUGAAGUAUGCCUAUCUAGCCAUAUAUGAAUCUGAACUCAAGUGUUGUAUGCAUUUAACUUAGUCUUUAAGGACGGGCUUAGUUAAAUUAUAAGUAUGAUCCCUAGUUGCAGUUACUUGCAUACUAAAUUUUACAUCUGCGUGUAUUUCUAGCUGGAGAUCCUCUGGCAGCGGCAGCGUGGUUUCCGGCGUUCGGCGACGAGCACGCCAUGACUUCUAAUGUUCUUCAAACUACAUAACACUGAGUUUAUGGCAGCGGUUGCUCAUCUGUUGGGUCGAGCAUUUAUUUAUAUGUGUGUUCUUGUUCGAGAAAAUUUGUUUGACAAAAUUGCAUGACACUGAGUUUAUGUUAAAGACAGAGUUUUUAAUUUACUGAUUGUCCAUUAUCA